CUACUAUCUUGCCUUACUUCUAAAUGUUGGUCAACUAAUAUAAAGGUCACCCGUUUCCUGUCGUGUAUCUCUUACCGAACGUAUUUACAGACGAGCGAGCGAUGCCGCUCGUGAAGUACCGUGACGCUGGCGGGGACACGUUUCUCGUGCUGGAAGUCGACGGCUAUCUCUACCCUAGGACGUCGGAAGAGGUGGUGCGAGGCAUCAAGGAUGUCACCAUACGAGAUGAUGACGUCAUGAUUUGCUCCUACCCAAAGAGUGGUACUCACUGGGUGUGGGAGAUAACACGAUGCAUCCUGUCGGGGACAACCGAUCUUGUCGUGGCGGAAAAGGAUGCACUGCAGCUGGAGUUUAUUCCGAAUUCCACCCUGGAAACGUUCGCCUCGCCAAGAAUACUGAACUGUCAUAUCUGGUACCGACAGCUGCCCGGGCAGUUAAAGCAGAAGAACUGCAAGAUCAUCUUUGUGAGCAGAAACCCGAAAGACGUGGCGGUUUCGUUCUUCCACCACCACAAGAAGCUGAGGCAGUAUUACGAAUAUACCGGACAGUGGGAAAACUACCUGCCGCUCUUUCUAAACGGACAGGUGGAUUCGGGAUCGUGGUUCGAGUAUAUGCUUGAGUGGGAAGCAGCGAUCGCCAAUAAUGCAACACAGCCCAUUCUUGUACUGCGAUACGAAGAUAUCAAAGAGAACCCCCAGAGAGAAGUGUCUAAGAUCGCCAGGUUCCUGGACAAGGACUGCACUGCCGAGUUCCUGAGCCAGGUGUGUGACAAGUGUGAUUUCGGUAACAUGAAGCGGACAAAGGGCCACCUUCUCACCUCGAUCGACGACAAGAACGACUCGGUCAUGUACAGGAAAGGCCAAGUGGGAGAUUGGAAAAAUUACUUUACAGUUGCACAGAAUGAAGUUUUUGACCGAGUAUUUGCGGAGAAAAUGAACCAAUCGUCAAUGAAGUUUAAAUACGAGCUAUAACACAGUGCAGUAAAUGUUAUCUUAUUGUUAUCUCACGACUGUUAUUGCUCAUUGUUGACGUUUAACUUUAUAUUACAUGUAUAUUGUUUAUCACCCGAAGUGUGCUAGGAUGCACGAAACGCCUGGCGAUUAUAUAUUUACAUAUUUACAAUCUUUAUGUGAUCAGGUUUAGCAUUAAACACAGAUAAGCACUUUUAUUGCAUUUUUUAAACUUUCGACUAUAUAUUUAUAUAUUUACAAUUAUCUAAGAUCAGGUUUGGCAUAAACACAAAUAACUACUUUUAUUGCAUAUUUUUUACUUUCAACUUUAUCACCCGGUGUGUGCAUGUGCGUGUUGGUGCGUGCAAGUACAGAUUCGACGAAAUAGCAGUUCUUGUAAGCUAAUUGUCUUUUGUGUAGCACCUUUUAAAAAAGUAUUUAUUUACAGAAAAAUUAUGUUAUUUACGCAGAUAUUCAGUUAUUUAUAAUAAAGUACAAUAUAUACACAGUGAUGACAAAUGUUGGCGUUUUUGUUUUGUUUUAGUGAAUGCACAGUUUUAACGCAUGAAGGAAGACAUUUUUAAUGGAACGGGUUGUCACUCUUCUGUAUAUUGGACUCUACCAUGUUCGACCGGCCUCGGUGGCGUAGUGGUUAGGCCAUCGGUCUGGUAGGUACUGGGUGCGUGCGUGUGUGCGUGCGUGCGUGUGUACACAGAAACUCCUAUUAACCGGACAUCCACGGGGCCAAGUACAGAUUCGACGAAACAGUAGUUGUUAAUACUAAUAAUAGCUAAUUGUCUUUUGUGUAGCACCUUUUAAAAAAGUAUUUAUUAACAGAAAAAUUGUGUUAUUUACGCAGAUAUUCAGUUAUUUAUAAUAAAAUACAAUAUAUACACAGUGA
This is a messenger RNA of Gigantopelta aegis, 1851 nucleotides long. Its product is annotated as sulfotransferase family cytosolic 1B member 1-like. Bases 102 to 971 code for a protein of 289 amino acids. Lineage: Eukaryota; Metazoa; Mollusca; Gastropoda; Neomphalida; Peltospiridae. The transcript is spliced from 6 exons. Gene Ontology annotation, cellular component: cytoplasm. Gene Ontology annotation, molecular function: sulfotransferase activity. The record is from RefSeq and is a predicted model, not a curated record. Gene Ontology annotation, biological process: sulfation.